Molecule: messenger RNA, 2742 nt
Organism: Exophiala aquamarina CBS 119918
Lineage: Eukaryota; Fungi; Ascomycota; Eurotiomycetes; Chaetothyriales; Herpotrichiellaceae
Exons: 1
Coding region: 1-2742 (913 amino acids)
Biological process (GO): protein localization to ciliary inversin compartment
Cellular component (GO): ciliary inversin compartment
Molecular function (GO): protein binding
Source: RefSeq, a predicted model, not a curated record
AUGGAUCCUUUUUCUUUAACCGCUGGCGCCCUCCAAAUAGCUGGCGCUUGCGCACAAUGUACCGUCACCAUCAUCAAAUGGGUCGGAGACGUCCGAUCUGUGGAUGCUCGCAUAUCCUCUUUCUGCGAUGAGGUCGCGGCGCUUCAAGCUACCUACGAAGGGCUUGAACGGAGUUUGCGCUCACCAUUGAUGGCCGAGGCUGCUCGCGUAGCGAAUCAGACUUCCGACGGUGCCCAUCUCUGGGCACAGAUCAAGGAAGCUCUUAAUGACUCCAGCCGGACAAUGAAAAGGGUCAAUGAGGUUCUGACCAAUAUAGCUCGCACUUCAGGGUUUGGUCGUCGCAUCAAAACCCAGCUCCAGGAAUCGCUGGCAUCCGGUGAGCUCUCGCGCCUUCGUCAACGCAUCCAAUUCUUCAACACAGCCCUAUCCCUCCCCAUUCAAAUGGUCUGCGUCAUGCUCCAACUUGAACAGAGAGGUAUGACCGUCGAAAGCCAAGUUGCCCUAGACAGUAAGCUUGUGUCACUCGAAAGGACAAUGCGGCAACUUGUUCAAUCUCUAGCUCUGUCUGCUCGCUCUCAGACUCUAGGUGGUUCCACUAUCGUCGCUGACGAAUCAGGGACCUUGAGUGAGAAGGAGGGUAUGGACACAUAUAUUGCGUUCGCCAAAAGGUUUCUGUCAACUGCGUCUGCUGCUGCCAGCACUAGAUCAUCCCUUAGCACAGUGUCCCAGCCCGUUGAACCAGAUGCGCUGCUCCAAGGUCGGCGGCCAUCGGUACCGGACAAUCCCUUACCUGGUGACCACAGGGCGAGAGUCGCGGACUGGAUCCCUCCACCGUCCACCACCAAAGAGUUCGCGAACAGGAGAAAGCGCCAUGCUGUUCCACCCUUAAUUGACCUGCCCAACACGGUGGUUGGUGAAAAUGAUUUGGAAGUCGAGUUUCUGCGAACGAAGAGGCACCUCAAACUGGGCCAGGAAAGAGUCGAGCAGAACAACCAUUCCGGAGCUGAGACCCACUUUCGCAAAGCUCUUGCACUCAUGGAGAACCAUGACUUUGAAGGAAGAAUAUCCUUUCAGGCAGCUGAAGUGGUGUUAAUGCUGGCAGAAACAUGUCUUAAGCAGGACAAACUUGACGACGCUGUCAGUCUGCUCGAACCAGUGGCAGAUAUGAGUGAUAAUGUUUUCACGACUCUGUCCAAGAGUCAUCCAUCCAAUGAUUCUCGAAACUUAUCCUCCAGAGCUCCAGAUAGGCUGCAAGCACUAGCUGCAAGUCAUAUGCUUGCGCAGGUCUUUUUGCUAAAAACGGAUUAUGACUCUGCUGAGGAGCACGCAUUGAAGGCAUUUACCGACCGCAGAAGAGAGCUUGGUCCAACCGAUCAGAAAACGAUCGAAUCAGUCCAGUUGGUAAUAGAUGUUUACAGGGCUCAAGGUGAUGAGGAGGAAGCUGAAGGUUAUGAAGUCUUUCUGUCCCCUCCCGAAAAGACACAUUCUGUUACCAGCCCGGUCCAAAUCGUGAUUCCAGACGAAACCCCACGCUCAAUACCAGUGGCCGCUUCAUCAGAAGCCAUUCCAUCCCACCGUAACCACCGUAACAGCAGAUCAAGUUUUGCACACAAGCUUCGAAACUUUGGCAGGUCAUCGCAGUCGAGUUUAGCACAAUCGCCACCCCUCACAGAUCUCCAUCGACUGUCCAUAUCCCGGUCAACGACUUUGAAUGACCCCUUGGAGGUCGAUCCAUUUGGUGGCCGCACUGAUGUCAUUCGAGGUCUCAGCUCCCCUUCAGAAUCAUCCACCCAUGAUAUAAGUCUGUCGAUCAAUGAUGAUGACUCAGUAACACCCUCUUCUAUCGCAAGAUUGGAAAGGUUGAGUUCGAGUAGAUCCAUUGAACCGACCUUCCUUGCAGUCUCCCAGCUUUGCCUCGAGAGAAAAUACGACAAGGCCGUGAAAGUAGCCAUGGCAUUUCUGGACACUUAUCAAUCACAUGUUAUGAUCGUUCGGAGGCCCGAGAUCGAAAGAAACCUCCGUAAAGGCGUGGGAGGCGGUCUAGCAAGCACUGGGCGAGGGUACGGCCCCAUCCAUUUCUUCUGCGAUCUGAAAGAGGAGCAUGCGGAGGAGGUGAAUCUAUUGAUCAAGCAGGGAGUUGAUGUCAACGCGGUGGCAUUUCUCCCAGGGUAUACCGCUAGCAGUCCACGAGGUGCCUUUACCCCCUUGCAGCAGGCAGUGGAACGGGGUUACCCAACUAUAACCAGGUUACUGCUCGCAACACCUGGCAUACGGACAGACGUCAGAGAUAGUGACGGAAUGACUCCGUUGAUGGUCGCGUGUCGAAAAGGGCACUACAAUAUUGUGAAACAAUUACUGGCAUACCCUCUCCCGACCACGUUUCCGCAGACAUGGUAUGGCAGCUGCCUCAUGCACGAUGCCGCACGGAGAUGCGACUUUCAAUUGGUUGAAAUACUCCUUGAAAUCACGACGGAUCUCGAUUCCCGGGAUCGGUUUGGAAAAACCGCACUGAUGCAUGCAAUCGUGAAAACCGAUAUCAGCGAUAAGCUUGAACGAGAGAGGCGCAUUGUCGGGCGAUUGAAGACGGUGCAACUCCUUCUAGAGGCCGGAGCUGACCCGACCAUUCAGGAUAACUUGACUGGGCUCUCGGUACGGGACUAUACCACAAGGGAGGGGGAUAAUGACCUGAUGAGCCUCCUGGACCAGAUACCCAGAAGAGGUGUGAGUGAGCUUCUGGCCUAA